Messenger RNA from Iphiclides podalirius (scarce swallowtail), 1197 nucleotides. The record is from the annotation of a GenBank genome assembly. NCBI's taxonomy places the organism in Eukaryota, Metazoa, Arthropoda, Insecta, Lepidoptera, Papilionidae.
AUGAAGCUCUCGUUGGUGUUUGAGCUUCUCCUUAUAUUCGUUCUUUUGGCUUUCGCCGCCUCAAAAAGCAUAGGUCGCAAACCAAGUCCAGUUUGUAUGCCUCUACCUGGAGGAAUAUCCAAAUUUUGCGGACGAGUUUAUAACAUUGCGCGAUCUGGAGAAGAAUUUCGAGCUUGUUUAGGUUUAGAACUUCAGUCUAAGAGUACUGUAGAGGCAGCUGUUAGAGUAUCCUGCUUCAAGUUCGGUCCACGUGGUGUUACGUCUGAAUCAGCAGAUCCCCUGCCGUUAGUACCUCAAAAUGAAAAUCCUGACGAAGAUGAUGAGGAUUACGAAGAUGAUGACGACGACGAUGAUGAUUUUGGGUUAAGUGGUGAUGAGUACGAAGAGGCUGAAGACGAUGACGAUGACGGUGGUGAACUUGACGCUGUUAACGACGUCGAGAGUGCUGACUAUACAGGUUUCAGUCUUUUGGGAGAAGACUUGUUAGGAGAUCUAUUUGGAUCCGGUGGUAAAAAGUCGAAUAAGAUUAAAAAGAAGCAAGCUCCAACUUUACCUCCUUCAACUACUACAAGGCGACCGCGGCCAUCCCGUCGUCCAACCCGAAGACCAGCAUCCCGAGUUACAACUCUGCGACCUUUCGUCACUAGAACUACUACGGUUAAAUCUAUUUGGGAACAAGCAUUGCAUCAAACACCACUGUUGAAAUCUCCACUCACUGUAGUUGUGCCCGUACAAGUCCCUCAAGACGAGGAAAACGAUAUUUUAGAAAACGAAGUCGUAGAAGACGAAGUGGUUGAAGAAGAAACACCUGUACCAAUUUUGGAAAGUAACCCAACUGAAGUAAAUGAUGAAGUAGUUACGCCAGUUAUAACACAGAGUCCUCUUACUACUAUUGCCACUGUAGCUCAAGGUCCAGUUGAAGAGGAUGAUGUUAAUGAUACACCAGUUGAAGAAAUUGAAGGUCAAGUUAUUAGAUUCCCCUGUACCUGUGUUAAAAGACAAUGUGGGUGCUGCACGGGAUCAAUGCUAGAAAGGAUGGGUGCAAAUGGUUUGGCCAUGGUGAAGCCGGAGGAGAGCGGAGGCCUCCCGAUUCCCAAUCCACAAGGCGGCGUUGAUGCUGUCAUCGACGCUGGUGAAGAUGAUAUCGAGGAGUAUGACGACAAUUUAGUACGAUCACUGUUUGAGAUAUUGGAAAAC